AUGAGCAAGGUUGCAGGUUGGUGGUCCGAUAAUGACAAGAGAAUCCACCGUCCGAGGAAUUCUAGAGCGAGCCCAAGUCCGCCGCCGACACCCUAUCACCCGCUGGAGUUGAAGAGGUUUAGGUUAGCAAGUAUAGAGUCCCUUCCCAAAGAUUUAUUAUUGGACAUCAUUGCUCGUCUCCCACCUCAAGAUAUCCGGGUCCCGGUAGGGCUCGUUUGCCGCAAGUGGUACCAUUUGACCCAUAGCCCUGACUUGAUACAAACGCAAAUCUUCCGUGCAACUUCCGGGCUCCUCUUACACUAUACGUUUUUACGCAAGGAAUUGAUUUUUAUCUCGAUGCGGCAGGGCCGGGUCGAGAAAUCCAUGUGCCGCUACGAACUUGGUCAUUUAAUCUGGGCCAGCUGUAAUGGCCUGCUUUUGGGAUUCUUAAAUGAAGAUCAUUAUUCUGUGCGCAUCCUGAAUCCCGCAACCAAGCAAUGCUUCACCCUGCCUCCAUUUUCCAAGAUACGUUAUGCAUCUCUUCUUCCUGCUAUGGCGUAUGUGUCGGCCUCCAUGAAGUAUAAAGUGGUUCUACGCGAUUUCGUGGAUGGAAGCAAUGGUGUAAGGAAUCUUGAAUGUCUUAUAUUAACUGUUGGUGUCGAUACCACCUGGAGGCAUGUCCACACCAAACACUUGUCUCUUAAUAGGAACCAACUUUCAUGUGCCUUUAAGCCGUUGAUCACUGAUGGUUUUGUGCAUUGGGUCUGGGAUUCGUGCACCUCUAUUUUCUCUCUCGAUGUGGAGACUGAAAUUAUUUCCAACUCAGAGGUCCCCCUUCCUCGAGUUCACAGAAACAAGAGACGCUUUUAUCUGUCAACAGGAAGGUAUCUAUCUUUAUUGGUCGCCCUUGGGAAUUUCUCGUGGCAAGUUUGGCAGAUAAAACCAGAAACUGGGGAGUGGCUCAAGGUAUUUAACAUUGAUUUGGAAGCUGAAAAAUGGAAGCUCGAUGUAUUUUUCGGAGAUUGUGAAGACAAGAUAGGCCAAGGGGUUUGGCUCAUUCCGGUUGGUUGGCUGAAUUACCCAGAUGUUCUCGUCCUUGCUCCUCCCAAUACAAGUUGCGAUUGCAUUUUGUACAAAGUUUGUACACGUGAGGUCCACUCUGUAGAGUUACCGUAUCCCGCUAGACAUUCUCUUAUUAUAAACCAUAAUAAUUGUAUGGCCUCCGUCCCCGGAGGCUAA
Messenger RNA from Striga hermonthica, 1218 nucleotides. Lineage: Eukaryota; Viridiplantae; Streptophyta; Magnoliopsida; Lamiales; Orobanchaceae. The record is from the annotation of a GenBank genome assembly.